UGAAUUUCCCUGGCCGACGUCAGCUGACUGUUUUGGCUGCACAGGCGCUCCGCACACAGCGCUGCCGCUGCUGUAAAAAUGCUGCUCUCCGUGCCGCCAAGGACAGGAAUCAACACAUAUAACGGCUAUACCGGCAGAACCAGUAAAAAGCAGGCAUAUGCAUCCUCCACCCAGCAGAUGGCGCUGCCCAGUCCUAACACCACCACCACCAGCUGUAAUGGAAGCAGUAGCGGUGGGGACCAGCUGAGCAAAACCAACCUGUACAUCCGUGGUCUGCAUCCAGGAACCACAGACCACGACUUGGUCAAACUAUGUCAACCCUAUGGAAAAAUAGUGUCUACCAAGGCCAUCCUUGACAAGACUACCAACAAUUGCAAAGGCUAUGGCUUUGUGGAUUUCGACAGCCCAGCCUCAGCGCAAAAAGCAGUGACAGCGUUAAAGGCCAGUGGAGUUCAGGCUCAGAUGGCAAAGCAACAGGAACAGGACCCAACCAAUCUGUACAUCUCCAACCUGCCUCUAUCUAUGGAUGAGCAAGAGUUAGAGAGCAUGCUCAAGCCCUUCAGUCAAGUCAUCUCCACACGCAUCUUGCGCGACGCUAAUGGCACCAGUCGUGGAGUGGGUUUUGCCAGGAUGGAAUCGACUGAGAAAUGCGAGGCCAUCAUUCAACAUUUCAAUGGCAAAUACAUAAAGUCUCCUCCUGGAGUAGCAGUGCCUACAGAACCCUUACUGUGUAAAUUUGCCGAUGGUGGACAGAAGAAGCGUCAGAAUCAGGGGAAAUAUCACCAGAAUGGGCGACAAUGGCCAAGAGAUGGCGAGACUUGUGGGAUGACGCUAACAUAUGACCCUACCCCUGCUUUACAAAAUGGCAGGUUUUUCCCUCCUUCCUACAGCAUCGGUCCAAACAGAAUUAUUGCCCAGACUUCUAUCUCUCCAUACAUGCACUCACCUGUAUCCACCUAUCAGGUACACAAUCCAUCCUGGAUACAUCAUCAUCAGUCUUACCUCAUGCAGCCCACAGGUACCGUCCUCACACCCACAAUGGAUCACACCAUGACCAUCCAGCCCACUGCCAUAAUGCCUCUUACACAGCAGCUCAGCCAUCUAACCCUGGGCAGCACUGGCACAUAUAUGCCUGCAAACACAGCUAUGCAAGGGACCUACAUACCACAAUACGCCCAAGUGCCUCCCUCAAAUGUUACUGAGGAAAACUGCGUCCAACAGCAGCAGGUUACCAUGGAGACGCACACAGACCACACAACAUACUCUUACCAGCAGGGCAAGUGAAGAGGAGGAGAGAUGGAGGAUGCUGGAUAUUGAAUCACCUCUGCUGGCAUGAAAAGCAUUGGACAUUAAUGAAAGGAAUUGAGAAGCUUAUCUCCUUCCAGUUAAAGGAAGAUGACAUUUAUUGUGACUAUUUUUGGAGAACAUCAACUGAUAAUGAAGCUAAACUUAAUUUAGUAACAGAAAGAAAAACUUGGAUGGAGAAGGCUGUGCCUACAAAACGUCAUAAGUUCACAAGCAAGUAAGCUAUUUUUAACACAAAGACUUAUGUAUACACACACACACUCCAAUACACUUGAGAAAUAUUAUUUUUCUGCAGCUUUAUUUUCUAAAAUAUUCUGCAAAGCCAGAAUGAAACAAAGACAAUGUUACAGCACCAUGGGUCAUUUUAAUUUUAUGUAAUAUCUUUUUGUAAAAAAACAAAAAAGAUUUGUUGACUGCUUUUAAAAUGUUUGCUGCUGGAGGAGGGAUUUUGUACAUAAAAAAAUGUUUUUGCAAAGAUCUUGCUGCAUUUUUCUUGCAUAUCAGUUUUAAGGAAAUGUAGAGGCACCUGCUAAAUGAGCAGUUAAGUCAUUGUUUUAAUAGAUUGACAGAAACAAAAUGUGCUGUAUUAAAGUUGUAAAUGCACUCAUUAUUUCAAGCAGUUUGUGUCCAGCCAAAGGAGAUUGAAUUCUGAAGACCUCUUAUCCCCUUAAGCCUCUUACAAAAAUGACCCUUUUUUCCUUUCAAAAUGCUGCUUUAUCUUGUAAGUUAGAUCAUGCUGAGAUUUAUUUUUGUAUUUGAAGAUCAUUUUUUAAAGAAACUUUCAAAGAGAAGCUGUUUGGGUGAUAAACCUUUUUUAUGGCUUUGUUUUCAUGUCAACAGUUUAUGUAGCCAGAAAUAUGCCAAAACAAUUUGAAUUUGAAUUGUGUAAAUUUGAAUUAUAGACUUUUGAAUUUGAAUUAUAAGUGUGAUUUUGCCAAAUGAAAUAUUACGUUGUAUUUUAAAUAGGUUUGAAUUUGAAUUUUUUUAAACUCCAAUCCUGGACAUUUCAUAUUUAACCAAAUUGAAUUGUUUUUUUUAAUGGCACAAUUUUAUAAAUAUGUAUUUUCAAACAGCACAUUUUUUCUUACACUGUAAAUAUCCCAUUUAAAAAAAUACAGCUUCAAGUUUUCAAGAUGAAGAAGAAAUUCAGAACACCAAAUUCAAUAUUCUAAAAUUCAAACCGCAGAAAUUCAGAUCUACAGAAAGUGGGUCAGAGAUCAAGCUUCCGUGUUCCACAGGGAAGAGUAGACGGUGUCGGAAAAGUCAAA
Molecule: messenger RNA, 2573 nt
Organism: Xyrauchen texanus (razorback sucker)
Lineage: Eukaryota; Metazoa; Chordata; Actinopteri; Cypriniformes; Catostomidae
Product: RNA-binding motif, single-stranded-interacting protein 2-like
Exons: 14
Coding region: 79-1284 (401 amino acids)
Cellular component (GO): cytosol
Molecular function (GO): mRNA binding
Source: RefSeq, a predicted model, not a curated record